Eublepharis macularius is the source of this 6229-nucleotide messenger RNA. RefSeq names its product threonine synthase like 2 (gene THNSL2). NCBI's taxonomy places the organism in Eukaryota, Metazoa, Chordata, Lepidosauria, Squamata, Eublepharidae. The coding region runs from base 94 to 1533 and encodes 479 amino acids. The transcript is spliced from 9 exons. Gene Ontology annotation, molecular function: pyridoxal phosphate binding. The record is from RefSeq and is a predicted model, not a curated record. Gene Ontology annotation, biological process: dephosphorylation; 2-oxobutyrate biosynthetic process.
GACAGGGGGGCUUCCCGACAAAGGAGCAGAGCGAUCGCAGCUCUGACCACUGGGCCCUUUUGUGCUUCCCGCUUUUGCGGCGAGGUGCAAAGUAUGCAGUACGUCAGCACUCGAGGAGCUGCCGGGGGCCUUGAUUUUGAAGGAGCUCUUUUUUCUGGCUAUGCUGUGGACGGUGGCCUUUUUAUGCCUGAGACUGUCCCUGUCCUGGACUGCCUCACACUCCAGAAAUGGAGCACCUUCUCCUACCCAGACCUGGUGAAACAAUUGUGCUCCAUCUUCAUUUCGGAUGAACUCAUUUCAAAAGUGGAGUUAAAUGACUUGAUUGAUCGAGCAUUCAGCAGGUUCAGACACAAAGAUGUUGUUCAUCUGUCAAGACUGAAGAACGGCUUGAACGUUUUGGAGCUGUGGCAUGGUGUGACCUAUGCCUUUAAGGAUCUAUCUUUGUCCUGCACAGGGCAGUUCCUACAAUACUUUCUGAAGAAGAGGAAGAGGCAUGUCACAAUUCUUGUGGGAACGUCCGGGGACACUGGCAGCUCAGCAAUUGAAAGUGUCAGAGGUGAAAAGAAUAUGGACAUAUUUGUUCUGCUGCCUUCUGGUCUCUGCAGCCAAGUACAAGAACUGCAGAUGACUACAGUAAUUGAAGAGAAUGUCCACGUGUUUCUCGCUGAUGGAAACAAUGAUGAAAUUGAUCAGCCACUCAAAGAAUUGUUUGCGGAUGAGGAUUUUGCCAGAAGACACAAUCUGAUAAGCCUGAAUUCGAUCAACUGGUCUAGAAUUGUGGUGCAGAUUGCUCAUUAUUUCUACGCCUACUUCCAGUGUGCCCCAUCAGUAGAUAAAGCUCCACUGCCGGCUGUGGAAAUUGUUGUUCCAACCGGGGGAGGAGGAAAUCUCACAGCUGGAUGUAUUGCAAAAAAAAUGGGUCUCCCCAUUGAACUCGUGGCUGUGGUUAACAGCAAUGACGUCGUCCACAGAAUUGUUCAGCAUGGCGAUUUCUCCGUAUCUGGGAGCGGAAGAGCCACUCUGGCUUCAGCCAUGGACAUCCAGGAACCUUACAAUAUAGAGAGGAUCUUUUGGCUGCUGUCUGGUUCAGACAGCAAUUUGGUGAAAAGUUUGAUGGAAGAAUUUUAUACUACUAAAAAAGUCAAACUUCCAGACCAGUUGCAAAAGGAGCUUUCUGAAGUGCUGACAACUUCCUCAAUUUCGGAUGAAGAAAUCCUUCAGACCAUGAAGGACUGCUGGGAGGAGAACCAGUACCUCUUAUGUCCACAUUCAGCCGUGGCUGUCAGCUACCAUUACAAGCACUCCAGCUGCCAUCCCAGCAAGCCCAGAUGCUGCUUGGCUCCAGCUUCCGCCGUCAAGUUCAAGGAUGUGGUUCUUAAAGCUCACCUCACCCCUGAAGUCUCGCCUGAAAUAAAUGCCCUGAACGACAUGGCAACCAGGUCCCGGACCCUGAGCCGAGGAGAAGACUGGGCAGAAUUACUGAGGCAGCAAAUAGAGGCCGUCACCAAAGAGAGGUCUCUCGUCUUCAACUGAAUGUUUGCAGGGAUGGUCCAGGCUUCUGACGACUCAAAGCCCCUUCGUCCUGUGCAGGACACAAGCACCCCUGGCAGGCUGGUUUAGGGUGCUCCUCUCUGGCUCAUAAAUCAAGAAUUAACUGCUGAGUAGAAUUAUUAGUCACAGGAAAGUUUGUGUAGACCAUUGUUUAAAGAUGAAGUGCAAUGUAAAUCUUUGAUCCUAAAGAGAAGCAAGUCUGUAACAACAUAGAGAAUGAAUUAUUUUAGAAGUAUGCUUUUAUACUUCAUUGUUGUUACCUGACUGAGGUUCAUCUGUCUGACAAAGUGAAUUUCAGCCAACCAAAUGCUUCAGUUUUUGUGCAUUAUGGCGCGAUUUGGCCAGAAUUCACAUUUAAAGUUCCAUUGAUUUCAGCGGAAAAAGUCCUGCUCUUUUAGUUAAAAACCACUCAUGGUGGUUUACAAGAGAAAAAUUAAAUAGUAGCAUAGAGUCAAUAAAAGAACUAUGAAAUCAGAUACUAACCCCCAAACAUGCUUAUGCAAGCCAGACCAUAACAGUAGUUGAGCCCAUCCAAAUCUUAACUUACAACGUUGGUUGCUGUGUUGGCCUGCAGCAGGUUCCGAUCCAGUUGCACCUUAAAGAUCAACAAGAUUUCCAGGGUACAGGCUUUCAAGAGUCUAUCUCGUAAAACAUUAGAACUAUGAAACAAUACAGAAAUUAGAUCAACUGCGUUUUUGAAAAUCCCAGUCAACUUUGAGGAGGUGGUUUGCAUAGCCCCUCCUCCAAGCCCUCUGGCAAAGAAUGGCCUGGAGCCGUCUCCAGAGGGCCAUCCGGGGGUGGGCAUUUCAGUUCUGCAGGAGGGGGAAGCGCCAGAGCUCCGGGGCAGCCGUCGGUCACUGUUGGCACUUUCCAAACGGUUUUUCAAGUCAGCCACAUGUCAGGCACUCGGCACUGUUACUGUAUAACUCGGUGCAAAUGCAACGGUGAAAGAGAAAAGCGACUUCUCUGCCCGCUCACUGAGCCCAGCGCCUUGGAGGGAUGGGCCCCGGAGCUCACCCUUCUCAAGAGGGAAGGGCCCGUGUGCCAGCGAUCCCGUGACCUCAUGCCACCCCUUGACCAGGGUGGCCGCACGGCUGCCAGCCAUGCUGGAAGGAAAAUCCCCCAGGUGGUUCUGGACAGCUUUGGACCCAAACUUGUCCAAGGGGAGACCACUUUAACGGGCCCUCCAAUGAGUGGGGCUUUCAAGGCAUUAUUGAUGGAUAUGGUUGGGGUAUAAAGACACCCGGCGGCACCCUAAAAUAUCUAUUCAGGAGACCAUCAUAGAUUGUAAAACAGCUAAAAGGGUUAAAGUCCCCUUGUUAAAAGCCAGGGUAGAAAGAAAUGUUUUGGCCAGGCACUUUAAAACAGCUUUUUAAAUGGCUUGUUUUUUAUUCUGUGUUUUUAAUUUUUAAGCUGUCUUGAGCAGGACUCUGAUGAGGCGGCCUAGAAAGGUUCUAAAUGAAUAAAACGAUCAUGACAACGGGCAGCGGGGGAGGGCGCCCCAAGGGCAAGCAUCCUGUUCCGCACACGAGGCAGCCAGCUCUUCUGGAGGGCCAACAGCAGGGCAUAGAGGCCGAGGGCUUCCCUGGUGUUGCCUCUUGGCGCUGGGAUUCAGAGUUCCGCUGCCUCUGCAUGUGGAGGCGUUCGUCAGUCACCCUGGCUAGCACCCAUGGAUGGACUUGCAUGGUUGUUCCUCCCACCCUUGUCUUUGCAAAGCUCUCACAAGGCUGUGUCCUGAAGGCACCGUUGCUUAGGUAAAAUACCCAGCUCGGCAUCUAAACAGAUAGGAAUCUUUCUGGGUGAUCUUGGAUGGCAGUACCCAGCUGUCUGAAUGCUCCAAGGAGUGCACUAAAAUGUCGUCAGAGCCUCCAGAACUCCUCAUUCCCUUGGCCCUAAGACAAUGUGGCUGCCAAGGUGCAAAUUCAUAAAGCAGGCUCAUAGCCAGAGCCCUCAACUCCUUCCCCACCGUAAAGUCUUCCAGGCAACUCCAGGCAACUACACUUGGGUAGGGCAACCAGCUCAUCCCUGAACAUUUGAGGAGUCGUGAGUCAUGCAGCCUAACUUGUGUUCUGCACCUUAACAAAUCUUUUAGCAGGUGCCACCUGGCAAAGGGGCAAAACCAACAGCCACGUUCGUUCUCUCUCUCUCUCUCUCUCUCUCUCUCUCUCUCUCUCUCUCUCUCUCAUAUCUUGCGAAAUGGCCUCUCUGAGGCCCAUGUCAGGGAAGCUCUCCUGGCUUUCACAGCCUGUGCAAAACGGGGUUCUUUGGAAGGGUAAGGCAAGGUGACGCUUUGAUAAAGGGACAGGGAACGUAGACUCUGCUGCUGCCCACUGCCUGUUACUCUGAGGAUGACCAUAGUGGGUCAUUUCCACAUCAUUUAAUACAGAACGUCAAAUCGCUCAUGUUUGCUUCACCUCUGCAAUAGAUUCUGCUUGCUUUGGGAUUUCUGCCCGCCUUAUCCCAGCAUGUUGCUUAUUGAAUGCCCUGCUGUUGAUCGUGUUGACCCACCCUGUGUGAUCUGCCUCCAGUCUCGGUGAGAAAAGUGAACUAUAAAUAAUGUAAAUGAAUAAAUAAAUAAAUACCUUCAGAAUAGAACAUUUGAACUGUCCUCUGACAGCCCAGGCACGGACCUUACCCCGAUCUGAGUUUAACCCAAAUUUCACCACUGGAAACUCCAGUUCUGAAGCUCUGAUCCAACCCUUCCAAGGAUUCUAACUGGGCACUAAAUGGGACCCAUCCAGGUGCUUCUCCUGUGCGCGCCAAAGUAAGUCUCGGUCGGUAAAGAGGGAGCCCCGGGCCACCCCCUUUUUGCAGCGGGCUCCGCUCUCAGCCGUUUUCCGUGGCUGGGAUUGCAGGAGGCCCCCCCAGCUGGCUCUGCUCCGGAACCCUCUUGCAGCGCCACCACCCUAACAGCCCUUGAGGCUUCUCUUCAGGCCAGCCAGCCUAGAGUUCCUUUUGUGCCCCCCCACCCCCACCCCGGGAUCUCGACUUCCCCUUUGUGGGUCCGGGAUGGUAUGCCCCGUUGUCAGCUGGUCUCCUCAUAGCCUUGUUCGUUUAUAGUCCACCUUCCUCACUGAGGCUUAAGACCGAUUACACAGCGGAAAUUCAUGCAAUCAGCAGCUGGAACACUUAAUAAUACAAUAUAGUAUGGAUAGCUGAAAUUCAAACAGAAACACAAACCUGAGUACAGAGCCAAAAACAGUACUGGGAAAAAAAACAUAAGCGAUCUGACAUGACAUAUUAAAUGACACGAAAACUACCCAGUAGGAGCAUGCCUACAUCAACAGACACUGCGGCAUAGUCUACAGUCCCCUUACGCAAUACGACUAUAAGGACUGGCAAUAUUGCAACAGCAGCUUUGACGUAUGAUUUAAAGGACUGAAAAUAUUGUAGCAGCGGCUUGGACUUAUCACUUAGGAUACGUUUGCCUAUUGGAUUCCUUAUAUGACUGUAAUUUACUACUGAUACUUUACUUUGGAUUGUAUAUCAUAUUGAAUAAUUAAGAGCACUUUCAUAUUUUUUCAGUGUUUCAUUGGAUAUUAGUUAAUUGCAGUACAUUUAUAUCCCUCACAUGCAGUUUAUACUGCUUAUAAUUAUGGGGAUCCCAGCAAGGGGCUUUCGAGGCAAAUGAGAAGCAGAGGCGGUUUGGCCGUGACCUUCCUCUGCAGAGCCUUCCUUGGCGGCCCCCCAUCCAAGCACUGACCCUGCUGAGCUGCCGAGAUCUGAUGAGGCCAGGCGAUGUUAUGCCUUCCCUCCUUUUCGGUCACCGCAGGUGGGCUGAAGGUCACUCGACUGGGCCCUGUCACUCUCCAAGAAAUUAAGAGGGCCUCUCUUGCUCUUGCCUAGUGCUGCUGGGAUCACGUUCCGAUACAUCCGUUCAAAGAUUCCGCUGCAGCUUCUCUCCGCUUUCUCUUUCAUGUAAAGGAAAAGGAGGCAUGCAUGCGCACAGACAGACAGACAGACGCACUCAUCUUUGCUCUUGGUGGCAAAAUGAGAGCUCUCAGGUCAACCUCACAGCCUCCUCCUUCUCCUUCACAUCUAGGGUUGCCAACGAUCUGGAGGGGGGGGGGAUCCUGUCCCUUUAAUAGAGGCUGAAUGGAAUUCCCUGUGCCAUGCAAAGUUUCAGCGGCUCAUUUUCACACACUGAAUCUCUGUUAAAAGGACAGGACAUUCCCCAACCCCCGGCCCAGGCCCGAUGGCAAACCCUUGCUCUAGACAGGAAAGGAGGGGUGGCAAUGAUUUGCUUUAUGAAAAUAGAAGAAGAAACAUGUCCGCACCCCAGCACUGUAGACUGGCUCGGAAACGCUGUCAUGCGACUGAACCACCGUUUUGUGUUGAGUAGCUCCCGACCUCUUGGAAAAAAAACACCUCAGUUGCUCCCAGCAAGAGAAGUUCAGUCCUCCUUUGGUAGAAGUAGGUAGAUUGCAUCAUCACCAAUUACUGCUACUGAGGGUGGUCAGUGCUCAUUUUGAAUAUUUGGAGUUUUGCGUAGAAAUAUUAUUAUAAAUUCUACCUCCUGCAUUUCAUGGCAUCUUAACCCCACUGUUCAGACCCCCCACUUUUCCUUUUGUUCUGUAUACAUAUUUCUUCAGCCUGAAGUUUAAUUACAUGCAUCUUACAAUGUGUGCUCCAGUCCGUAAAAGCUGAUUCCUCAAUAAACAAACAAAAGGUGACCCAA